Impatiens glandulifera is the source of this 1086-nucleotide messenger RNA. Its product is annotated as RING-H2 finger protein ATL63-like. The transcript has 2 exons. The coding region runs from base 323 to 1063 and encodes 246 amino acids. NCBI's taxonomy places the organism in Eukaryota, Viridiplantae, Streptophyta, Magnoliopsida, Ericales, Balsaminaceae. The record is from RefSeq and is a predicted model, not a curated record. Gene Ontology annotation, biological process: protein ubiquitination.
UGAACAAUGAACUGGUUGGUCAUUGUGUGUGUCAAUAGUCAUUUUAUUUGUAUUUCUUUCCUUUUCUGUCAUUGAUGACAAGUCUUUUUUAUUUUGUUCCCCGUUUGACUGACUGCUCAAGUGAUGGGAACUUUCCCUUUGAAUUAGGUCACAGUCUGUCACAGGUCACUGGCCGGGCCUACUGUCACCCCAAAACAAAAAAGGUGGGGUGUGGGGGGUGCUUGCUUAUCUUUGCCUAAAUCAUGCAGGAAAAUCUGGAAUCAACCAACCUGCAUUGCUUUUGUCUUUGCAUCAGAAUAUUAUUGUGAUCUGAUUCCAAGGAAUGUUAGGCUCACCCAGUCCGGUUAGCCAAUUCUUCAAGAACAUGUUCUCCUACGAUGGCAACAUGAUGCUAGCAAUGGCGGUAACUUCGUUGAUCCUUGUUGUUGCUUUUGUCUUCCUCCUACAUGUUUAUGCCAAGUGGUUAUUAGUUCAGGCCCGCCAUAGGAGUAGUGCAGGGUCUCCUAUUAAUAAUUAUCUUGGUCCUCGUCCUCCUUAUCCUCCUCCCAGUAUAUCUCACCAUAGGUACAACAGUACUAGUUACGAGAGUAGUCGGGGUAGUGAUAUGAUGAUGACUAAAUUAGGGCUGGACCCGUCAGUUAUUGCUUUGAUACCCUUAUUUGUUUACGAGUCAUCAUCGAGGAAUGUCGGGCUUGAAUGUGUGAUCUGUAUGGGGCAGUUUGAAGAGAAGGAAGUUGGCAGGGAAUUACCCAAGUGCGGCCACUCUUUCCAUGUUGAGUGUAUCGACAUGUGGUUGAUGUCUCACACCAACUGUCCUUUGUGUCGAUCAGCUGUACUUGGGUUUAUUCAAUCUGAAGAAGAAGAAGAAUGUAAGGAUACUGUAAUGUGUGUUAUUAAUAACCCUUUUGUGUAUGAAGAAUUCUCUCAUGGAGAUUGCCCGGAAUUGAAUAAUUCUAGUUCGAGCAACAACCAUAAUGAGAAGGACGAUGGUGGGUCGGUUUUGGAAAUUGUAAUCAAGGUUCCUCCUUGUUUUGUAGUUGAGAACAACGAUAAUGACGAUUAAUUUAUUCGAAGCCAUCAGCAAAA